GACACUCCAGCAAUUGCGACUACAAUGGCAAGUACUACUGCCCCAUCACUGAUGGAUAUUACGACGUCGCUUUCCAAUGGUACAUCAACAUGCGGUGCGGAAAAUGAUUUCAACGUCGUUGCAUUCGUUGUGUUAAUCGUCUUCUAUGUAGUCAUACUCGCUAUCGGUGUAAUAGCGGGGAAGCUUUUCAAGGUAGAGGGCGCCAGCGACACAGAUUUACAGGUGGUAGCGGGUAGAAAUCUUGGAUGGAUUGUGGGCACAAUGACCAUGGCAGCCACUUAUGCCGGAGGGGGAUAUCUGAACGGCCUCGCUGAAUUGGUUUCCACACCUGGAUUGGGACUUGUAUGGAGCGUGUCACCUAUAUGUGUCUUCAUUGGGACAGGGAUCGGUGGUACGUUUUUUGGGGCCCCGCUGCGUAAACAAGAAUGUUUGACAAUGUUGGAUCCAUUUGUGCAGAGGUUUGGCAAAAUCGCCGCAACUUUAUUGUUCCUUAUCACGCUGAUUGGUGACAUUUUCUGGUCUGCAUCUAUAUUAAGAGCUCUAGGAACCAGUUUAAGUAUUAUAGUUGGACUAGACGUCUGGCUUGCUAUUGUGAUAUCAGGGGGAGUUGCCAUUCUAUACACUGUCGUUGGAGCCAUGAUUGCAGUCGCAUAUACAGACGUUGUUGAACUUGUAUUCGUUAUAGUUGGCUUUUGUAUUACAAUCCCUUUCGCACUUCAACAUAAAUCAGUGGACGUCAUUGCUUCAACAGACGCCUACCUUGGGGAAAUUAAUACGAUUAACAUGUGGAUGUGGAUUGAUUAUGCUCUUCUUUAUCUCUUCGGUGGUAUUCCAUGGGCGUCCACGCAACAGAGGUUCCUUUCAGCAAAGUCGGCGACACACGCUGUUGUGAUGGGUUGGUUGGGAGGAUUCAUUGUUCUUAUUAUAGGAGCGGCACCUAUUGGCAUGGGAAUUAUUGGGCUCUCAGCAAACUGGAGCAGAACAGAAUUGUGCGAGGAUCCCGUUGCUAUGGGACAACAAGCUAUGAUGCUUCCCUACGUCAUUUAUUAUCUAACACCAUACGCUGUGUCAGUCGUAGGUUUAGGUGCAUUGGCGGCAGCCGUGAUGUCUUCCGUGGAUUCGUCCGUGUUAAGUUCGAGUUCAAUGUUCACCCAUAAUAUCUUCAAAACAUUUUACGAAUUAGCCAAUAGAAAGCGGGCGUCUCAGAAACUACUGCUCUGGAUAAACAGGGCAGCCAUUCUCGUAGUGGGAGUAUUAGCAUCCCUGGUCGCCAUCUUUACUACAUCCAUAUUUGGCAUGAUCACCAUGGCAGUAGACAUCGUAUACGUCACAAUGCUCCCACAGCUGAUUUGUUCAAUUUACAUUCCCUUUACCAAUGGUUACGGAGCUCUAACUGGAAGCGUACUUGCGUUGAUUAUACGAUUAGGGGCAGGCGAUGCGUUCAUCAACCUUGACCCCGUCAUUCCAUUUCCCGGUUGGAUACCUGGCGUUGGUAAUUUGUUUCCAGUACGUCUACUCUCAGUCACACUGUGUUUUUUCGUGACACUAAUCGUGUCAGCUAUUUUCAAAUACAUGUUCGAAUCAAAAUGCAUACCUGUCAAGUAUGACAUUUUUGAAGCAACGCAUACAUUUGAAGUUGAUUGGAUCGAGGAGACAGAGCAUGUAAAGACAGACGACGCCGUAUUCGAACGCGAAGAUCAUGCACAUGACAAUUUGGCAAUGACGCAUGUCGAUCAGGAAUUUAACAAAAAAGCUGAUUUAAAACUUGAUGGCGAUAAAAAGAAGAUGUCAAUGGAUGGAUAUGAAACUUACCGAUUCCGAAGUAACGGUGCGAAAUGGGAUCCUGAAUAUGCCGAAAAGAAGGAUUUUACACACAUAUAAAACUCAAUACAUAAUAGAUAGUACAGUAACUUUGACGUUGUUGUACAUCUAUUUAUAUAUUAGGUAUUGUAAUAUAAUACGGAACGUCACAAUAGCUAAUACAAUUGAUUUACUGAUCUAUAUUGGGUUAUGUAUGACCGCUAAAAUUCAUAAAUGCAAAUAGUGUUAGUGUCUUAAUAAAUUAUUCGUAAAACAAUAGUUGUACUUUAUAUUACCAUUCUCAAUUGUAAUAAAAUUUGUCCUACCACCGCACAAAUUGACUAGUUUACAUAUUGUUGCGCUUACAAAAUAAAAGCACCACCCAAC
Owenia fusiformis is the source of this 2187-nucleotide messenger RNA. The record is from the annotation of a GenBank genome assembly. NCBI's taxonomy places the organism in Eukaryota, Metazoa, Annelida, Polychaeta, Sabellida, Oweniidae.